Messenger RNA from Ochotona curzoniae (black-lipped pika), 2320 nucleotides. It is a transcript of the gene PAGR1, whose product is annotated as PAXIP1 associated glutamate rich protein 1. The transcript has 3 exons. The record is from RefSeq and is a predicted model, not a curated record. NCBI's taxonomy places the organism in Eukaryota, Metazoa, Chordata, Mammalia, Lagomorpha, Ochotonidae. The coding region runs from base 381 to 1124 and encodes 247 amino acids.
GCCCGGGAGGCGGGUCUUAGGUCCAGGUGCGUACAGCGGCUAAGUCGUCGCGGCCUCAAUUUCCAGGCCUGGGGAAGAGGACCCCGGGCACGGGCGUGGAGAGAGGGGCGGUGGAAAGGCAGGAAGAGUGGGCCUGCCCAUCGCCGGCUCAGAAAGUGCUUACUGCGGGUUCUUGGAAAUCUCGGAGUACGGGACCUCGGUCCGUGGGCGGGGUCCUUGGAGGGGACCCCAGAGUCCCGUCCCGGGCAUUGGCUUUCUGGCCGUGAACUCUGCCAGUAGACCCUGAUUGGUUAGAGACACUCCUUCAAACCCCCUAGGAAGCCUCCUCCCUGGGCGGGGCAUCUCUUGUCACCUCCGGAUUCCCUUGUCCCUAAGGGCUUAUGGCCCUGGCGGCCGCCUCGACGGCACCUCUGUCGGAAGAAGGAGAAGUGACCUCCGGCCUCCAGGCUCUGGCCGUGGAGGAUACCGGAGGCCCCUCUGCCUCCGCCAGCAAGGCUGAGGACGAGGGGGAGGAAGGCCGGGAGGAGGCCGAACGGGGGGGAUGUGGGGCAGAGGAGGUGCCAGGAGAAGCCCCGAGCGCUGCUGGGGAGGAGGCAGCGGAGGGAGAAGCCGAGGACUGGUGCGUGCCCUGCAGCGACGAUGAGGUGGAGAUGCCAGCGGAUGGGCAGGCCUGGAUGCCCCCGCCCUCUGAAAUCCAGCGGCUCUAUGAACUGCUGGCUGCCCAUGGCACCUUGGAGCUACAAGCCGAGAUCCUGCCCCGUCGGCCACCCACUCCCGAGGCCCAGAGCGAAGAGGAGAGAUCAGAUGAAGAGCCGGAAGCUAAAGAGGAAGAGGAGGAAAAACCACACAUGCCCACGGAAUUUGACUUUGAUGAUGAACCGAUGAUACCCAAGGACGCCCUGAUUGACCGGAGACGCACGCCAGGGAGUUCAGCCCGCAGCCAGAAGCGGGAGGCCCGCCUGGACAAGGUCCUCUCAGACAUGAAGCGACACAAGAAGCUAGAGGAACAGAUCCUUCGCACUGGGAGGGACCUCUUCAGCCUGGACUCGGAGGACCCCAGCCCUGCCAGCCCCCCAGUUCGGGCCUCGGCCAGCAGCCUCUUCCCCCGGCAGCGGAAAUACUGACUGCUGACCACUGGAGCCUAGAUGAUCCCGCGGGGAGUGGGGUGCCGGGAAGGCCCACACAGCUCCUUGCAGAAGAGAGGGCAUGUGCUGUUUUGUUGUUGAACAUGGACUCUAGGGGCCUGAGUUAAAAUAAAAGAUGCAGUGCUCCUGUCUCCUUGAGACAGCUGAAGCGGAGAGGCCACAUGGAAAAUUAAAGCCAGAUGGAGCUGAAGCUAACCGAGCACCCGCCAUUCAGCCUGCCCUCUGACCCAGCAAGGUGGUCUCCUUGAGCUGGUUGAGGCAGAAGGUCCCCAGCUCAGCUUGGCCGCGAGGUUCAGUGUGUGGGCUGCUGGGCCGAGAAGGCCUUUGGGCUUUAAGUCAGGCCCCGCCCUGGGCCCGCCCCCGGCGGCCGGGAAGUGAUCCCUGGGGUUGGGCAAGGGAGUUUCCCGGACCAAGGCUGGCCCCGUGUGGCGUGUAUAGUAGACAGGAACACAGCACUGUGAAGUGAGUACAGGGUCCUGGCCCCGAAGACCCCGGCGUAUUGGUGAGUCUGUGUCCCCUUGAGGCAGGCUUCCUGGGUCCUGCUUCUGCUGUGGCAGGUGUAAAGGGGAAGAGAGGUGGGUGUGCGCUCUGCUUUCUGUGCUGGCGUUCUGUGGCUUUUACAGCAACAGUAGAUGAAGUGAUAGAUGGCUGCCUCGCAGCCCCGGGGCCGCUCUCCCUUGCGGGGCAUCCACUCCAACUCCCAGCCAGGCUGGUGCUUGCCUACUCUCCCACCUGCUCCACCCAGGGACCGCAACUCAGGUCUGUCCUCUUGGGCACUUCCUCAGAGCCCUCAGCUCUGCCAGAAGCUGUACCUGUUGCCAGGCUGUGCCUGCUGUGGGCCUUGGUAUUCGCAGAAGUCACUCAGAGUGAACUUGAGUUUGCCCGACAUGGUUCAUCUCUGGGGCGGUGGGGGUAGAAUUGAGGGGAGGGAGUCUUGAAAAAAUAGGAAGCUGGGGUGGGCGUUUGGCGUGGCUGUUUCAAGCCACAGGUUUUGAUGCCUGCAUGUCAUACCUGAAUGUUUUGUCGUCGGAUCCUGGCCCUACUCCUAAGGCCGGCUUUCUGCUGGUAAUGCUGUCACCUUGGGCCUUUGCGGGCGUUUAGGGAGUGGCCCAGUGGGUCGGUGUACACUCUGUUUCUCUCUGUCUUUGCCUCUCAAAUAAAUAAAAGGAACAAUG